CAUAUUGUGCUGUCAUCUUUCGUGUUGUCAUCACCAUCCGUUUUUGAAAGAUUUAAAUAUGCCUCCCGUUGAAUUACAGGCAGCUAACAUGUCAUUGGGGGCAAUGCAUUGCACCCGAUGUGCAGAUGGUUUUGAACCAAAUGAGAAAAUAGUCAAUUCCAAUGGUGAAUUGUGGCACACCCAAUGUUUUGUUUGUGCCCAGUGCUUCCGGCCUUUUGAAGAUGGCAUUUUUUACGAAUUCGAGGGACGCAAAUAUUGUGAACGUGAUUUCCACGUUCUAUUUGCCCCGUGCUGCAAUAAAUGUGGCGAAUUCGUUAUUGGUCGCGUAAUUAAGGCCAUGUCGGCCAGUUGGCAUCCACAGUGCUUCCGUUGCCAGUUGUGUUCCAAAGAAUUGGCCGAUUCUGGUUUUAUACGCAAUCAAAAUCGUGCCCUAUGUCACGAAUGUAAUGCCAAGGUUAAGGCUGAAAUCACUGGUCGUUAUGUGUGCCAAAAAUGCCAUGGCCUUAUCGAUGAUGAACCAUUACGUUUCCGUGGUGAAGUCUAUCAUGGCUAUCAUUUCAAUUGUACAGCCUGUGGCCAGGAAUUGGAUUCAACAGCAAGAGAAGUUAAAAGUCGUCCCGGUUUGGCAGCUAAUGAUAUGAAUGAAUUGUAUUGCCUACGUUGUCAUGAUAAAAUGGGCAUACCCAUUUGUGGCGCAUGUCGCCGGCCAAUCGAAGAACGCGUUGUUACAGCGCUGGGUAAACAUUGGCACGUUGAGCAUUUCGUUUGUGCCAAAUGUGAGAAACCCUUUUUGGGACAUCGUCACUAUGAGAAACGUGGUCUGGCAUACUGUGAAACUCAUUAUCAUCAAUUGUUUGGCAAUUUGUGUUUUGUGUGCAAUCAAGUAAUUGCUGGAGAUGUAUUUACGGCCCUGAACAAAGCCUGGUGUGUUCAUCAUUUCGCCUGUUCGGUGUGUGACAUGAAAAUGACUCAAAAAUCGAAAUUCUAUGAAUACGAUGAGAAGCCAGUGUGCAAGAAAUGUUAUGAACGUUUCCCCAGUGAACUGAGAAAACGUUUACGUACCGCUCAUGAACUGACCAUGAGUAAGAAGAUGUAAAG
Molecule: messenger RNA, 1098 nt
Organism: Musca vetustissima
Lineage: Eukaryota; Metazoa; Arthropoda; Insecta; Diptera; Muscidae
Gene: stck
Product: LIM and senescent cell antigen-like-containing domain protein 1
Exons: 7
Coding region: 59-1096 (345 amino acids)
Biological process (GO): cell-cell adhesion; positive regulation of substrate adhesion-dependent cell spreading; positive regulation of integrin-mediated signaling pathway
Cellular component (GO): cell-cell junction; cytoplasm; focal adhesion
Source: RefSeq, a predicted model, not a curated record